AUGCAGGAGUCUCCAGGUGCCAUGGGUGUAGAUGGCAGCUACGCCAGCAAUGUUCCAGCCUUUCUCACCAAGCUGUGGACCCUGGUAGAGGACCCAGAUACCAACCACCUCAUCUGCUGGAGCGCUACUGGGACUAGUUUUCAUGUGUUUGACCAGGGACGCUUUGCCAAGGAAGUUCUGCCAAAGUACUUUAAACACAAUAAUAUGGCAAGCUUCGUUCGACAGCUCAACAUGUAUGGUUUCCGUAAAGUGGUGAACAUUGAGCAGAGCGGUCUGGUGAAGCCUGAGAGAGACGACACAGAGUUCCAGCAUCUGUACUUCCUCCAGGGGCACGAACACAUGCUGGAACACAUCAAGAGGAAGGUAUCAAUAGUAAAGAGUGAGGAGACCAAAGUUCGGCAGGAGGACCUCAGUAAACUGCUGUAUGAAGUUCAGCUUCUCAGAACACAACAGGACAACAUGGAGUGUCAGAUGCAGGACAUGAAACAGCAGAAUGAAGUGCUGUGGAGAGAGGUGGUCUCACUGAGACAGAACCACACACAGCAACAGAAGGUCAUGAACAAGCUGAUUCAGUUUCUGUUCAGCCAGAUGCAGUCCAACACACCCAGCACUGUGGGCCUAAAGAGAAAGCUGCCCCUGAUGUUGGAUGAUGGCUCUCCAAGCCCUCCUGCCUCCAAGUUCAGCCAUACUCACCCCAUGGAGCCCAUGCAUGAGCCCUUCUACAUUCAGUCGCCAUCCAGUGACACUGCUUCUUGCUCUACUAGUGGGCUGACAGGAGGACCAAUCAUAUCAGAUGUUACUGACAUGUCUCAGGCCAGCAUGGCCCUCCAAAUGCAGCCUGAUGAGACUAGGGAGAAGUGCAUGAUGCUUAUUAAAGAAGAGCCUGUGAGUCCAGGAGUGAGGGGAGGAGGGAAAGGAGGCAGUGUAGGGGGAGGAGAGGCCGUAGCGUUGACAUCCUCCUGUGAGGUGUGCUCCUCAGAACCUCCUGUCCUCCCUGUCGCAAUGGUCCAGUCUGUUCUGGAGGGGAGGGGGUCUGCGGCCUCUGUGGUGGAGAGGAGGAGUAAGAGACCCGCAUUGGACAGAGUGGAGGUUUCAGAUACAGUGGAGAACGUGGAUAUGAGCCUGGAAGAGCUGCAGCAGCUACUGCUCAGGAGCCAUCAGCAGAGUACCGUGGAAGCUGGGACCAGCGCUGUUAUGGAUCCCUUCAGUUUAAGCCUACCUCUGACUGAGUGGAACUUCACAGAGAUGGAGUCCAACCUCAAAUCAUACAUGUUCCAGAAUCAGGAAACAGAGGCUUUUCCAGCGGCUGGCUGCGACGAACAGUGAUUAAUCUGUGCUGUGGACUGUCCUUUCUGAAGUGGAAGGCCACAGAACCUGCUGUUACCCUCAUUAUUCUACUCUGAGUUUGAUCCCACAGCCGUGCCAAGCUCUUUCCUACAUUUGACUUUAGUUUAACAUCUACAUACCUACAAAAUGAAAAGGCCUGUAUAGAUAAUGUGAAUUUUUUUUUAAACGAACCAAUCAAAGCUUAUAUUUCCUGGUUAGCUGACUGCAAUUGGCCGUAUUAGGUAUUGGCUCUGUGGGCAUCACCACUGCCUGCAUUGCAAAAGACGCUGAUCUAAGUUUCUCAUAGUUACCCCCCCCCCCCCCCCAAAAAAAAAAACAAGUGUGUUAUGACAUGAUUAUAUCUAGACUCCAAUUUUAAGCCAGCUGGAUGCAGUCAGUGCAUUCUUGGCUCCAGCACUUUAGUCUUUGUGAGAGAGGGAGUUCCUGCUUGUGGAAGUGAUUUUUUUUUUCUUCCUAUAAUGAAUCCAUUACAGAUUUAUACAAAUGAAUAUUUUUUAUUAUUUUAUGCUUAUUAAAAAAAUACUGUAUUUGUAUUCAGGGGAAAACUUUGGCAAAAUAGUCACUGGGGGGCAAUGUAGAAUAUAUUACAAGUUAUGUGAAUUUUUUCAGUCUGUGUAAGGUUGAAGGAAAUUUAAGGGCUCCUUAUAUAUUUAAUGCAUUUCAAAUUAUGAUAAAUGUGUUGAGACAGAUGAGAUGUGCGUUAGCCUUCGUGAUAUGAAAAGUUCUUCUAGCAAAUAUAUGGAGUCAAGACACCCCAAAAUCCAGUAAGAAACUUUUGACUUUUUAAAAGCAUAUCAUGAUAGGAGGUUUUACACACUUAAAGACCCAUCUAAUGUAUCUUUGCACAGGCCUGACAUGUAGCCCGAGACUUAGAGUUACAUCUCUUCUGUCCAUUUAAAUGUGAAGUUUCAAGUAAAUAUUAAAAAGACUUCUCAUUUGACAAAAGCAUGAACACCACUGCAUUUUUGCACAAUCCGUAUCACUAGUUAUAUAUAGUUAUGACAACAGGUCAAUUAUUUUCUGUUUUUAAAUGACCAACACUCUGUUGCUCUACACAUGCGUGUCUUAAAGAGAUACCGGCUUCAGUGGCAGGGCUUCCCAAAACUCAAAAGCGAAAUUUAGUCUUUCAUCAUGAGGUCUCUGAAUGUUACUACUGUUGUCAUCUGGAAACAAAGACCACACUUUGAGUCAAGACUUUCAUGAGUGAGCAUAGAACAUCAAAACUCUGAUAAACAGUCAAGACAAUGGGAUGCUGGUUUUCAUACUUUGUAGAAACAAUUAAAAAAAACAAAACAAAAAAAAACCUCAACUGUCCAGGAGCCAGUCUUUAAAAAGAUUUCAUUAUGGUUGACUAUGUUUCAUUAAAUGUAUGGUGGGGUGGUUACUUGAGAAUUUAAUCUGUUAUAAAACCAUGAAUACCUGCUUGAAGAAAUGCAUAUUAAAUACUAAAAAUCCUUACUAAUUAUAACUGAUUAUGAUCCUCAAUGUAAAGUAAUAGUUGCAGGCAACAGUUUAAAGAUUAACUUAGUGCUAAAUAUACUACUGGGAAACUUCCUGGAGAUGUGCUGAAUUGUGCAAUACUGUACAGAACUGUGAUAACUCACAAAAUUGCAAUACAUGGAUGACCAUAGGAAUGUAGGAAACAACAACUGUGAGUGGUGGACUGGAACACAGUAUAGUAAGAUGCACUGCAGAAGGACAAUAUUAGCCUGUGAAUCUAACAGCCCUGUUAGGUCUUCAGACUGAGUCGAACAAAAGCCUGAAGUUGUAGUUUAAUUUCUGGAGUGGCACAUGUGAGCUACAACAUAACCCUGGGCGAGUCUACGACCAGGCUACUGCGGCUAUGUGCGUAGAUUUGUAGCUGCACCAUCAUCCCUUGAUACAAAACUAUAAAUCAAGAAUGCAUGUUUGCAUGGAAUAGCUGUACAUUUUGUCCCCUAUGUGAAUCCAAAAGCUCAGCUUCCUCUUUACACUGAGUUAGCCCAAAAGAAUCUCAAACAACUGACUGACCAGCUGACCGGCAGCUCCAUCAUCUGGGCUACAUGCAGCUGCUAGCAGGGCUAAAAAUCAGGUAGCGAUUUGCAUUAGCUUUUGGAAAAGGGGCUAAGCAUUGCAUUUUCUCAAUGAUGUACUUCUGAAUCUGUUGUGUUCUACUACCACUUAUUAUAACUCUCACAAUAAUAAUAUUUGCUGAAUUAAUAAUGCUUUAACUUUGUAUCUAGAUUUGACACAGUGUGAUUCUGCGAAAGUAAAAGAAAUCCCUUAGACAUGAUUACAGUUGCAUUAGGAGAGAAAAAUAUUACAAUAAACUACGAAAGAGAAGCUUGAAGAAUAAAUGUGUUCAUAUUGUGUAGAUUUACCUAAACGUUAUAUUGAAUUUGUCAGUUAAAAAGCUAAUGCAAACUGCCCCCUGCAGAUUAAAACUUUUAUGGCAGACCCUCCUUCUGUGUGCAUGCUUUGGGGAGAAGGGAGAAGAAGCAAUCUGUGGUGUAUAACAAGUGAAAUUGCACUAAAAAUCACAGUUGUAUGAUAUUUGAAAGUAUAAAGUACAUUUUAGACAUAGCAUUUAUUCUUGUUCCUCAUGAUAAUAUGAGUGUUAAUGAUUUUUUCAAGGAGUGAUAAAUACACACAUUCAGUUGCUGUUGUGUUCUUAAUUUAUUCUGUUUUCCAUUUUAAUCAUUUGCACUGGAAAUAAACGGAUGUGUGUUCAAAUGACAUUUAUGCUUGUCAGAUUGCAAAUAGAUAAGGAAGUAUUUUUGUUCAUUGAGUGAAAAGAUCUCUGCUGUAACAAAGCAUGGCAUCCCAAAAGCACCUCUGCACUAUGAAAGGACAACACUAGCCUACAUCAGUAUGUAACAUACAGUAUAUUAACAAAAAUAGACAGUGAAACCCUUUCCUGCUACAACAAAGUACAGCUGCUGUCAGUGAAGACACAAAGAUGAUCUUAGUGCUUAGAUGCUUUUGAAAGUGGGCCACAACCUGCUGAAAAUGUGAAUUGUUUUAAAUGGUUUUUUGCAAAGACUAAAGUGUACUGUUACACAGAGUCAAAGAAACUGAACAUGUAUUCCACCUGUGUAUGAAAUAUUUAAGUUGUUAAAACAAAUAAAAGUGAAA
Xiphias gladius (swordfish) is the source of this 4461-nucleotide messenger RNA. It is a transcript of the gene hsf4, whose product is annotated as heat shock transcription factor 4. Gene Ontology annotation, molecular function: DNA-binding transcription factor activity; sequence-specific DNA binding. NCBI's taxonomy places the organism in Eukaryota, Metazoa, Chordata, Actinopteri, Istiophoriformes, Xiphiidae. The transcript has 13 exons. The record is from RefSeq and is a predicted model, not a curated record. Bases 1 to 1326 code for a protein of 441 amino acids. Gene Ontology annotation, biological process: regulation of DNA-templated transcription.